Camelus dromedarius (Arabian camel) is the source of this 3072-nucleotide messenger RNA. RefSeq names its product tetratricopeptide repeat domain 14 (gene TTC14). Lineage: Eukaryota; Metazoa; Chordata; Mammalia; Artiodactyla; Camelidae. Bases 139 to 2451 code for a protein of 770 amino acids. The transcript has 12 exons. The record is from RefSeq and is a predicted model, not a curated record. Gene Ontology annotation, molecular function: protein binding; nucleic acid binding.
ACUUCCGGGAGGCCAGUCUGUAAGUGUCUGUGAUGUGUGCAUCCGGCGGCUUCCAGGCUGGGACCACCCGGCUGAAGUAGAGGGUACGGAACGGGAGGCUGGCAGCCCAUCAGUCACUGGGCCCGGCAAUCUUCAACCAUGGACCGGGACCUUCUGCGGCAGUCACUGAAUUUCCACGGGCCGUCAUUGCUCUCCCUGCUUCGCAGCGAACAGCAGGACAAUUCGCACUUCCGGAGUCUCCUGGGGUCGGUGGCCGAACCUGCCCGGGGCCCGCCGUCCCAGCAGCAGUUACAGGGCAGAAAAGAGAAGAGAGUUGACAACAUUGAAAUACAAAAAUUCAUUUCCAAAAAAGCGGAUCUGCUUUUUGCACUUUCCUGGAAAUCAGAUGUACCUACAGCUUCUGAAGUUAAUGAAGACAGUGAAGAUCAUUAUGCAGUCAUGCCACCUUUAGAGCAAUUCAUGGAGAUACCCAGUAUGGACCGGAGAGAGCUAUUUUUCCGAGAUAUUGAGCGUGGUGAUAUAGUGAUUGGAAGAAUUAGUUCCAUUCGGGAAUUUGGGUUUUUCAUGGUGUUGAUUUGUUUAGGCAGUGGCAUCAUGAGAGAUAUAUCGCACUUAGAAAUCACAGCUCUGUGUCCAUUAAGAGAUGUACCUUCUCUCAGUAACCACGGCGAUCCUUUAUCAUAUUAUCAAACUGGUGACAUCAUUCGAGCUGGAAUCAAGGAUAUUGACAGAUAUCAUGAAAAGCUUGCAGUAUCUCUGUAUAGCUCAUCUCUUCCACCAUACCUAUCUGGUAUUAAAUUAGGUGUAAUUAGUUCUGAAGAACUUCCUUUGUACUACAGGAGAAGCGUUGAACUAAAUAGCAAUUCUUUGGAAUCCUAUGAGAAUAUCAUGCAGAGUUCCCUGGGAUUUGUUAAUCCAGGAGUAGUUGAAUUCCUUCUAGGAAAACUAGGAAUCGAUGAAUCCAACCCACCGUCUUUAAUGAGAGGCCUCCAGAGCAAAAAUUUCUCUGAAGACGAUUUUGCUUCUGCAUUAAGAAAGAAACAGUCAGCAUCUUGGGCUUUAAAAUGUGUGAAGAUUGGAGUUGAUUAUUUUAAGGUUGGACGCCAUGUGGAUGCUAUGAAUGAAUACAAUAAGGCUCUGGAAAUAGACAAACAAAAUGUGGAAGCAUUAGUAGCUCGUGGAGCAUUAUAUGCAACAAAAGGAAGUCUGAACAAAGCAAUAGAAGAUUUUGAGCUUGCAUUGGAAAACUGUCCAACUCACAGGAAUGCAAGAAAAUACCUCUGCCAGACACUUGUAGAAAGAGGAGGGCAGUUAGAAGAAGAAGAAAAGUUUUUAAAUGCUGAAAGUUACUAUAAGAAAGCUUUGGCUUUGGAUGAAACUUUUAAAGAUGCAGAGGAUGCUUUGCAGAAGCUUCAUAAAUAUAUGCAGAAAUCUUUGGAAUUAAGAGAAAAACAAGCUGAAAAGGAAGAAAAGCAGAAAACAAAGAAAAUAGAAACAAGUGCAGAAAAGUUGCGUAAGCUCUUAAAAGAGGAGAAAAGGCUAAAGAAAAAAAGAAGAAAAUCAACUUCUUCCUCAUCAAGUGUUUCUUCUGCUGAUGAAUCAGUUUCUUCUUCAUCAUCCUCUUCCUCUUCUGGUCACAAAAGGCAUAAGAAACAUAAGAGGAACCGCUCAGAGUCUUCUCGAAGUUCCAAAAGGCAUUCAGCUAAGUCAUCCUCAAAUCAGGUAGAUCAGAAUAAGAAAGAUGAGUGCUUCCCCGUUCCAGCCAAUACUUCAGCAUCUUUUCUUAACCAAAAACAAGAAGUGGAAAAACUACUGGAAAAGCAGGAUAGGUUACCAUAUCAAAAGAAACAGGUAAAAGAGAAAGAUAGAUGCCCUCUCUCUUCAUCUUCAGUUGAAAUUCCGGAUGAUUUUGGAGGUAGGUCUGAAGAUCCAAGAGAUUUCUAUAAUAGCUCUAAAACUCAGGCAGGUAGUAGCAAAACAGAAAAGCCAUAUAAAUCCGAAAGACAUUUUUCUAGUAGAAGAGAUUCCUCAGAGUCCUAUAGGAAUUCAGAGGACAAGAUGAAAAUUUAUGGUUACAGAAGAUUUGAAAAAGAGAUAGAAGGAAGAAAAGAGCACUAUAGAAGGUGGGAGCCUGGUUCCAUGAGAUGUUCCACUUCACCAGCAAGCUCGGACUACUCUUGGAAGUCAGUUGAAAAAUAUAAAAAAUACACUUACACUGGAUCACGUGACUUCAGUAGACAUGAGCAAAGAUACCAACUAAAUAAAAAUCAAGGAGAAUAUGAAAGAGAAGGUAAUUCUGAGGAGGAUAAAACAGAGGUUCCAGAAGAGGGACUAAAUAGCAAACAGCAUUCAGAAAGUGGAGUUAAAAAAAAUUUACCUCAAAAUUUACUCAAUAUAUUUAAUCAGAUAGCUGCAUUUGAGAAAGAAAAAGGAAAUAAGCCAAAAAAUUAAUAUGCUAAGGGGAUCAGCACCAUUACACUAAAGGCUUUUAAUGAAAGUUUUGAGUCUUGUAGUUAUAACAGUCUGGUGCAGAAGUCUCUGCUCCUAAGGUUAUUUUAUUUGUAGAGAUUGCAGAAAUCAGAUGCCUUUUAUAGCUAUUCUCAAAGUAUAUUUGUUUCAGUUGUAGGUCCCCUUUUAACAGCUUGAUUUUUUAGGCUUUUCAUGAGUAUGUUUAUGUACAGUAUUUCUUACUCAGAUGAUUUAAACUUCUUCACCUAAAGAUAACUCUCAAAGUAGUGUUUCUUCAUUAUGUAUGAGAAUUUUGGGGGUCCACCUUAUCCUGCUGUUUGAGAGAAAAUUAAAUUUGUGCAUUCAACACUUGGAUCAUUUUUAUCAAUAUUACUUCAUUCUCCUGUCAAAUUAAAAUCCCUUGGCUUUUAAAAGAUACAUUUGAAUAUUUCUUAAGUACCAUUUUAUAGUCUUUUGUUUAAAUAUUAAGUUUUUUGCAUAACUUUAAAACAGUAGACAGGUUGUCUGUCUUGUCUAAUUGACCUCUAAAGCCUCAUUUAAUUCAAAUGGUUUGUGUACCGACUGUUUAACAAGUUUCUUAGGAAUAAAGCCAUGAAAGUUGAA